GAAUUUAAGAAUAAUGACAUUAACAUUACAUAAUUUACAUUGCUGAAUUGAAUUCAGUUCAACUCAAUGAUGCCGAUUUUGGGAAUUUCUUCGCGUUUUCUUCCAAAACCCAUUUCACCUCUUUCUUGUUUCAGGAAUAAUGGAGAUCCCAAUGGCUUACAUGAACAAAGGUUAGAGGGUAAUAAAAAUGAGGACAUGUCCAAGGUAUGUUUGCUUUUGUUUCAAAUAUGUGGUGUCUUUUACAUUCCCCUUUUCUUUUUGUCCUAACCGUCUGAUUCACAAGGGAAGAACACUCUAGUAAUUUGAAUGAGAGGUAAGUAAAGUCUGACCAAUGAUUGUUGCGGUCAAUGUUUGAACUCUAUCAAGUAGAUGAUUGUUCCAGCUAGUGUUCGAAUUCGACCUUCACUGAAACUCAUUAAACACUUGGUUAUCAAGUGUUUCAUUGUUGUUUUUGCAUCCCCCUUUUACUGUUUCUAUCCUAAUUUCUCAAGUGUUUCAUUGCUUUCUUAUUGUUUUUUUCCUUCUUUUUAUUUUAGUCAUUUUCUGAUGGUGAUGAACAAAAUGUGAAACAUGGUAAUAUUUGGCAAUUGUUCAGAGAAGCUCAGCAGAACAUACUAUACUUAAACAAUCAACGCCUCAGUGCCAUUGAGGAACUUCACAAAUCAAAGAAAGAAAAACAGUCCCUAUUGGAUAAGAUAAAGAAAUUGGAAGGAGAAAAGCAGGGGGGUGCUGGCUAUCAAUUUGUUCCGAAUUGCUGCUUCGAAUAGACUCAAUGGUCCUUGGCAGUGUGAUUAGCCCUGCAGAGGCAUCUGAAUUGAGAAGUUUUGUGUUAAACCACAAAGUGAGUGUGGCUGAUGUCUUUAAUGUGGUCUCACAUAAAAGAGAUUCUGAACUACUGGGAGAACUUCGUCACUUUUCAGAUGAAAGCAAAAGGAAUGGUUUUCAUAUUAUUCACAUUUGCACUGAAAUGACACCAUUGGUGCCUAGAGGAUCUGUAGCAUCAUAUGUAACCGGCAUAUCUCGUGCACUUCAAAGAAAAGGCCACCUGGUGGAGGUUAUAUUGCCCAAAUAUGCAUGUUUAGACCUAGAGGAAGUGCAAGGGUUGCGUGAAGUUAAUGUGGAGGCUUACUCAUAUUUUAAUGGUCAAAUACAUGGAAACAAAAUUUGGACUGGAGUUGUUUAUGACAUUGGAGUCACUUUGAUCGAGCCACAGCACUAUUCAUCCUUUUUCAGCCGUGAGAUGAUAUAUGGUUACCCGGAUGAUUUUGAAAGGUUCUCUUACUUUUGUCGUGCCUCAUUGGAUUAUAUAGUAAAAUGUGGGAAGCAGCCCGAUAUACUGCAUCUACAUAACUGGGAGACUGCCAUUGUUGGGCCCCUUUUCUGGGAUAUAUUUGUUAACAAGGGACUGGGAGGAACCAGAAUAUUACUGACAUGCCAUGGCUUCAAUUCACAGGGUAUUGAACAACCAGAUAAACUAGCCUUAUGUGGACUUGAUCCUUCAAGUCUUCAUCGCCCUGACCGUCUGCAAGACAACACUAACACACAACUUGUCAAUAUUUUGAAGGGGGGAGUUGUCUAUUCAAACAGAGUUGUAAUAAUGUCAUCUUUCCAUCCAAAGCAUGCAAUUGUUCGUAAUUUGAGUCAUGAACUGGAACCUACUUUAAAUGUUCAUUGGGACAAGUUGGUCAUUGCUCCUUAUGGAUUCGAUAAAUCAACAUGGGAUCCUUCAACAGACUAUUUUCUUCCAAAAAAAUUUAAUGCUGAAAAUAUGAGUGGAAAAGCUGUUUGCAAAGUUGCAUUGCUGCAGCGGCUGGGGUUAUCUGAACAUUCUUCUAUUACUGUUGUUGGAUGCAAUAUUUCAGAAGGAGCUAAUGUUGAUGAAAAAAAGAUUAAGGAUAUUGCUUUGAAUGCUAAGCAACAGGACGUCCAGUUUAUAUGUAUGUGGACCAGUGAAAGACCAGUCUUGAAUCAGGCAUUAGAUUCACUUCAGAAAGAACUCAAGGAUGAUAAUAUUAAAUUUGUGCGUGCAAAUGAUGAAGCUCUAUUGCAUUUAUUAUUCGCAGGAUCUGACAUUAUAUUGUGUCUAUCUUUUCUUGAUCCCACUGAUGAAAUCCCAAGCCUAUUUCGAUCCUCCUUGAACAAUCUUGCUGUUGUUUCGCUUCCGAGUUUUCAACAGUUAGAGAAUAUAAUAAUAGUUUCUCAAAGAUCUGCUGCCUGCUGUCGCUGCUGGAAAAGUUUUCCGACACAACCACUUCCAUGGAGGCCAGUGAUUGGUGGUGAAUUUGCGAAGGAAAUAGGUAUUUUGCUUAGUGAUCAAAGAAGACGUGAGGUUGAUGAUCAUGAACCUGAGGGUUCUCUGGAUCAACUCCUCCAACUGUUGAGGGUUCUCUGGGUGCAGUUGGUGGGUUAUUUGGUGGUGGUUCUACGGCGUCGGCUGUUGUUUUGGAGUUUUCGGGUAAUGGUUUUGCUUCUGAGGAAGAGAUUAGAUCUGAUCCAGCUUAUCUUUCAUAUUAUAACAGCAAUGUGAAUUUGAAUCCUAGACUUCCACCUCCUUCGUUAUCAAAGGAGGAUUGGAGGUUUACACAGACUAAAAGGUGGAGCUUCUGUAAUUGGUGGAAUUGGUGGUAGGAGGAAAGUGAAUGGAGCUGCUGAUAAUAAUGGGGGUAGAUCAAUCUUUGCUACACCUCCUAGUUUUAACAUGAGGAAAAGAGGGAGUGAGGUGGUGGUUGAUGAAAAAAAAUUAGAGGUUCUGCUGAGUGGAGUGGUGAUGGACUCAUUGGUUUGCCAGGACUUGGUCUUGGGACCAAACAAAAGAGCCUUGCAAAAAAUCUCCAGGAUAACUUGGGACGUGCCACACCUGUCACGGG
Messenger RNA from Cicer arietinum (chickpea), 2867 nucleotides. RefSeq names its product probable starch synthase 4, chloroplastic/amyloplastic. Lineage: Eukaryota; Viridiplantae; Streptophyta; Magnoliopsida; Fabales; Fabaceae. The record is from RefSeq and is a predicted model, not a curated record.